Cimex lectularius (bed bug) is the source of this 2532-nucleotide messenger RNA. Its product is annotated as inactive pancreatic lipase-related protein 1-like. Gene Ontology annotation, molecular function: triacylglycerol lipase activity. NCBI's taxonomy places the organism in Eukaryota, Metazoa, Arthropoda, Insecta, Hemiptera, Cimicidae. Bases 413 to 1492 code for a protein of 359 amino acids. The transcript is spliced from 8 exons. The record is from RefSeq and is a predicted model, not a curated record. Gene Ontology annotation, biological process: lipid metabolic process.
UUUUCUAAUCCCAGUGUCUUAAGAACUGUAGGAUGUUAAGUUGGUGGAAAAUCUGUUUGGUUUUAGUGGUAGGCACUGUUUGUACGCCCCAGCGUAUCCCAAUAGAUGAAUUUUUUGCCAGUUGGAAGGCGGUUCUGGGAUCUGGUUUAAACUACUCGACAACUCAGGAGAACUCUUGGAUCAUGGAACUAAACUGCCGGUAACCAUUCUUAUUCUCGUUGGAUAUUUUUAAUUGGCAGGCUAUGUCUCAAUCGUUUUUAAUUAUUCAAAUGUGAUAUUUUGUAAUCAAUCCCACUGACACGAUUCUGAUUCGGUAGAUCAUUAAUUCUGGGAUGCACUCUCGGUUCUUAAUCCUGGAUAUAAAACAGGAUCCGAUCGUCCUGGAUUUAAAAAAACAAAACACUUGUUCAACAUGCUUUUAUUGUUCUUUGUGGCCUGGUUUGCCUUUUGGGCCGAUGGUAAGGAAGGCGAGGUAUGCUACACCGGUAUACACUGUAUACAGCUCAACCGCACCCUGGGCUAUUUCAAUCCAGUGCCUAACUCUCCAGAACAGAUUGACGUCAAAAUCUACUUUACAAACAGGAGAAACUCUAGGAUGGAGCUGCCGAGUGAGAAAGGUCUAUCUGUAAUGCCCAUGGACGUUGCAGGCCAUUAUACAUUCAUAGUACAUGGUUUUUUAAGUUCAGCCAAUGAAUCUUGGGUCAGGAGAAUGGAAGAGGCUUUAAUCGAACAUGAGGAGACGAACGUAUUCAGUGUCGACUGGUCGAAAGGCAGCAGGCCUGGGUAUUUCCAGGCGGCUGCUAAUACUAAAACCGUGGCAGGUGUCGUCGUACGCUUCCUCCUUGAAAGGAUGGAAAAAGGUCUGACUGAACCGUCCAAGGUUCACCUCAUCGGUCAGAGCCUUGGAGCUCACCUUGUGUCUUACAUCGCCGACAAGAUAAACGGGAUAGCUUACAUAACAGCUCUAGACCCGGCGGAGCCUGGAUUCACGGCCGAUUCACCCGAGACGAGGCUGGACCCAGGUGAUGCUCUCUAUGUCGAGGUCAUCCAUACCAACACAGCUAGGGUACUUCCCAGCCUGAGCUUCGGGCACAAUGAACCUUUAGGUGAUGUUGAUUUUUACGUGAACGGAGGUUCGAAGCAACCGGCUUGCGAUGCGGCUGACAAAAGCCUCAGCGACUAUUUCUCCUCAAAACUGAACAGCUUGAUACAGAGCAUUGGGUGCCAUCACAUGAAAGCCCAAGAGUACUACAUGGAGGCGCUCAACUGCACCAUGUACGGAUUGAUGUGGGACUUGAACAACCCGGAUCCUCCAGAUGGUAGGUGUACCUUGUACAACUGCCAGAGAGUCGGCCCAAGCGGUACGCUCCUUCCUGCCAGGGGCGUUUUCUACGUCCGAACCGACACAAAGCGCCCUUACUGCGCCACCUAUUUCAAACCUACGAACGACUUCGAGGCUUUCCUGGAUGAUGUGUCAACCAAUUUCAUCUGAAUUCAAAUAUAAAAAAAAUUAAAUCAAAAUGUGUUUUAAUUAAAUAUUUUAAUACUUAUAAUUUUGUACUUGUACUGGAGUACAAGAUAAAAGAAAUCAUAAAUAAUCAUAAAGUCCAACGAACUCUGUGUCAGCACUGAAAGACCUUACAGGGAUUAAAAGGCUUAUUCAAAGGUUAAAAGGCCAUUAUUCCUCCCUUGAUGGAUUUCACUUUGUACCAGGAUAUUUAUGUAUAAUUCUCUACUCAUAUGAAUCGGUUCGUCAAACAUUAAGGUGGCUACAGACAUGGAGAUUUGCCGAAUGCUGGGCAAAGGUUCGUUGAAUCUCAAUUAAUGGGGACAUAUUUGGUGCUCGCCUUGCUUGGCUAAUUGUUGGCUUCAAAGUGCAUGAAUGUUCAUGAAGUAGACAAACUCAAAGCAUCCAAAAAUUUAGGAACCAACAGUACUGUAUGUAAAUCAACUCAAUCAUCAAUCAACAGUUAUUGUUUAAUUCUAUUUACCGCUAUUUAUUUUUUAAAAAUUAUAAAUGAUUCCUAACUAGUGAAGGUGUAUUAAUGAAAGAACCACAUAGCGUUGUUUCUGUUGGUCAAGAAUGGAACGGCUGAACAUAACAGUCUUGGAGUUCCUUGAUCAAACUGAACCAAUAAGUUGGAUGCUUCGCUUCUCUUCCAAAUCACAAAAAUCAGUUUUCCAAUGUGUAGAAACGGAUGGGGUAACAGUACUCUGUGGCUGUGUUUGUAGCCACUACACAAAACAGUAACCGCAGAUUCACAGUUGUCCAUUAUGUUUGGUAGUAGUAGAGGACUUGCAUGGCACUUAGUGAAAAUUUGCCAUUUCUACACAAAUUGGGUGGUCAUACAAACCCUGUACGUGUGUAUACAUAAGCACGCUAUUGGAUGACUGCCAAGACAAGCAUCUCGAGACAUGGUGAAUAUUGAUGGUGAUCGACAUUCGGUGACCUUUACAGUAAUCCAAAUGGGACAAAAAUGCACGAAGUCAGAAUUGUAAAGGAAACAAAUGGAAAAGUUUUGGGUCGGUAUG